CUAAUAAUGGUUUACUCAUUAAAUGAAGUUCUGAAAAUGGAAAAUUUGAAAUCCUUCCAAGGAUACUUUUGUAAUUUCAUGCACAACAAUUCCUCUGAACUUUGAUGCUUUAAUUAAAAUAAGGAAAGCCGGAUUUAAUGGCUCCAAAUUCUCUCUCCUCAAUCUUAAUCUUACCCUCUCAGAAUCCAAUUUUGUCCUCCAUCUCCUUUUCUCCUCUCCCCUCUCACCAUCAAAUCCGCCACCGUAAAACGAUCGCUCCCGUUGCCUUCUCUCACCGCCACAGACUUCGCCGUAAAUUUCGCCGGAAAAGAGACGACAUGUCCGUUACCCUCUCGCUUUCCUCCAUGGAAAACGAGCCGUUUUUAGAUUCCAGAAAUAGUGCUAGAAAUGGAGACACUUUAGCGACGGAAAUGGAACAAGAGACGAGUACUUCGACGAGUUCGAGGAAGAAGAACAAGUACAUCAGCGGCACCGGCAGAUUGAAAUGUUUCGGCGUCGAUUUGUCGCCGGACAAUGUGGCAGUUGCUAUGGUGUAUUUCGUUCAAGGCGUUUUAGGCCUUUCGAGGCUUGCUGUUAGCUUUUACUUGAAAGACGAUUUGCAUCUUGAUCCUGCGGAAACAGCUGUGAUAUCUGGUUUUUCUGCACUGCCGUGGCUUGUUAAACCACUUUAUGGGUUUAUUAGUGAUUCAAUCCCACUCUUUGGUUAUCGAAGAAGAUCAUACUUAGUUCUAUCAGGGCUUCUUGGUGCUCUCUCAUGGAGUUUGAUGGCCACCUUUGUUGACAGCAAGUAUGGUGCUGCAUUCUGCAUACUUCUUGGCUCUCUUUCUGUUGCCUUCUCAGAUGUUGUUGUAGAUUCCAUGGUUGUGGAGAGGGCUCGUGGUGAGUCACAAAGCAUGUCAGGAUCUCUUCAGUCUCUAUGCUGGGGAUCUUCAGCUUUUGGUGGAAUUGUGAGCUCCUAUUUUAGUGGCUCUCUGGUGGAUGCUUAUGGUGUGAGGUUUGUUUUUGGUGUCACUUCAUUGCUACCACUGAUAACAUCUGUUGUUGCUGUUCUUGUGAAAGAACAGCCUGUGCUUGGCCCAGCAAGGGUGCAGAGUAUUCUUUUGGGCAAUCCUAGCUUUCUUGAAAGCUCAAGAGAGAGUAUUAUUCAGUUGUGGAAUGCUGUUAGACAGUCCAAUGUAUUUCUUCCCACAGUUUUUAUUUUCUUGUGGCAGGCAACACCACAGUCAGAUUCUGCCAUGUUUUACUUCACCACAAAUAAACUUGGUUUCACCCCAGAAUUUCUAGGACGUGUCAAGCUUGUUACUUCGGUCGCAUCAUUGGUUGGCGUUGGACUGUAUAAUGGAUUUUUAAAAAAUGUUCCAUUGCGGAAGAUAUUUCUUGCCACAACAAUUACUGGUACAGCUCUUGGAAUGACUCAGGUCUUUCUUGUCACUGGAUUGAACCGGCAGUUUGGGAUAAGUGAUGAGUGGUUUGCAAUUGGGGAUUCUUUGAUUCUAACUGUUCUUGGUCAGGCUUCUUUCAUGCCGGUUCUUGUACUUGCAGCAAAACUAUGUCCAGAAGGAAUGGAAGCAACACUAUUUGCAACUCUGAUGUCCAUAUCAAAUGGAGGCAGUGUUGUCGGGGGUCUGAUAGGUGCUGGUCUGACCUGGGUAUUCGGCGUAACCAUGGAUAAAUUUGAUAACUUGGCCACCUUGAUAAUCCUCUGCAAUCUCAGUUCAUUGUUGCCUUUGCCACUACUUGGUCUCCUUCCCCAGGAUGAUUCUGACACUGUUUCUAAGGAGAAUGUAGAUAUCGAGAUGAAAUCUAAUUGAAUUCUGGCUGUUUGCGUCAGUGUCCAAAAAUGUGUCAAAUUCUCUCCCACAAAUUUCUUUGGAAAUCUCCUUUUCAUAAUGGAAAUGUUGGCUAUAGAUUACUCAAUACAGUUUAGAACAUAGAGAUAAGGGAAAGAGGGAGAGGGAGAGAGCUCUGUAAAUAUCAGGGGUGGGGAUCAUUGCAAAUCCCUGUUGAAUGCGAUAUUGACAAAUUCAAAAAAAUCAAAAAAGAAACAUAGACGAUACAACAAUUUCAUAUUGUUCUCGAUUGUUAUUGAUAAAUGAUUUUUGAAGUUGCAGGUUAGUGAUGUGUAAUUUCUGAAGUAAUGAAAUCUAGUAAUACUCUUUUGAUUAAGUUGAACAUUUGAUGUUAAAUAAAUGUAAGAAUAAUAAAGACUAGAAUGGUUCUUGCCUGUUCUCGGUCAAAAAUUUU
Durio zibethinus is the source of this 2244-nucleotide messenger RNA. Its product is annotated as folate-biopterin transporter 1, chloroplastic-like. The record is from RefSeq and is a predicted model, not a curated record. Lineage: Eukaryota; Viridiplantae; Streptophyta; Magnoliopsida; Malvales; Malvaceae. Gene Ontology annotation, cellular component: membrane.